Messenger RNA from Impatiens glandulifera, 768 nucleotides. RefSeq lists its product as uncharacterized. Gene Ontology annotation, molecular function: ATP binding. Lineage: Eukaryota; Viridiplantae; Streptophyta; Magnoliopsida; Ericales; Balsaminaceae. The record is from RefSeq and is a predicted model, not a curated record. The coding region runs from base 1 to 768 and encodes 255 amino acids. The transcript has 3 exons.
AUGUUGGCAGCUGAAGUAAGAAGUUUAAUUGUUGCAAAAAUUAAGCAUGCAAAGUAUUUCACUGUGAUACUUGAUUGCACUCCAGAUGCAAGUCACGAGGAACAAAUGUCCCUUGUAAUUAGAUGUGUGGAUGAUUCAGAAAAUGCAAUAGUGGUUGAAGAAUUUUGGAUUGGAUUUUUGAAAGUUAAUGAAAUUUCUGGGCUUGGGCUUUUUAUAGAGCUUAAAAAUAUUUUGAGCAAUCUCGAAUUUGCGAUUGACGAUAUAAGAGGUCAAGGAUAUGACAAUGAAUCUAAUAUGAAAGGAAAGCACAAGGGUGUACAAAAUAGAUUACUUGAAAUUAAUCCCAGAGCUUUCUACACUCCAUGUGGAUGCCACAGUCGUAAAGAAACUUGGAAGAGUACGAGGAAAACACCUAGCAAACUGUCUAGGUCAUACCAGAACUUACUUGCCCGACUAGAAAACUUAAAGCUCCGAGAAUCGUCUUCUAGAGAUCAAGCACCUAUUGCUGUGGAGCCGAUAACUACUGCUCCCCCCGCAGACGAGGAUAAUGAUGCUGUUGAGGCUGAAGAGUUUAUAGAGAGUACGUUUGCUGAUAUGAGGGAUGACGAUGAGGCUGGCGACGAGGAAAAAAUAGAUAUUGAUGUUGCUAUCGGACAGUUAAAUGGGGUUAUUUCUUUUCUCCAAGAGUUUAGAGAAUCUGGAUUUGAUCAAGCCUUGGUUGAAGCCAAACAUAUUACAAGUGAAAUGGGAAUUAAACCUAUUUUCUGA